Acanthopagrus latus (yellowfin seabream) is the source of this 12318-nucleotide messenger RNA. RefSeq names its product teneurin transmembrane protein 4 (gene tenm4). Gene Ontology annotation, molecular function: protein homodimerization activity; cell adhesion molecule binding; protein heterodimerization activity. Lineage: Eukaryota; Metazoa; Chordata; Actinopteri; Spariformes; Sparidae. The record is from RefSeq and is a predicted model, not a curated record. The transcript has 38 exons. Bases 1475 to 10066 code for a protein of 2863 amino acids. Gene Ontology annotation, cellular component: neuron projection; membrane. Gene Ontology annotation, biological process: heterophilic cell-cell adhesion; signal transduction; neuron development.
CACACUUCCAGAAAUACGGAGUUGCCAGAGAAGACGUUCAUUUGGUUACAAUUGCAGAGAAAAUGCAGCCAGCGUUACCUGUAACAGCUCACCCCGCUAAAAAGACAGGAUAAGAAAGCCUGAGGCAGAAAUGGCUGCGACGAAAAAGGCUCUGGAUAAAGAAAGAAGUCGGACCGAGUCAACAUUGGUGUGCCUUUGAGUGGUGGAAAAAAAUGGGGCAUGUGAAGGACCUGGAAAGUGAUGCAGAGGUUGCUCUCCUUCUGUUGGACAGCCAUGAGAAUGGCUAAUGAGUCGGCCCAGUUUCCACUGGAUACGGCCCGCUGCGUUGCGGCUCCGAUCCGGUUUUGCUCCGCCUUCCGGCAGUCCCCACCGGCUGCGGUUUGAUUCUGCCACGGUGCAGUAUGGUAGACAGUCGGCCUCACUACGUGUGCUAGUGUCAACACGGAUUGUUUUAUUUUGAAAAGUCAAGGCAGAUUUCAGCUUUUGGACUACAGGCUAAGUUGGAGAGGAUGUGAGAUUUUCAGUGUGUUGAAUAAUAGCAUGAUCUCUUGGUUCAUCUGUUCAUCACACGUCUCCGGUUCCUGUUCGUAUCCCUGCUUCAGUCCUGCUCCUCCUGUUCCAAGCCUUUCAUUGGACCGUCACUUUCCUGGAUAUCAAGUGUCAGAUGGGAUGCAGCUACUACUACUACAGGACAAGAUGGACUUGAACCAAGGAGGAGGAGGGAAAAAAAUGGCCAGGAAAAGGACGAACAGGAAGAUAUUUGGAGGGACUAUAGCGUAGUACCGAAGGGGGCGACCACGCACAGUCGCACACUCAUCCCUGCUCCGAACUCGUAAUUGUAAAUCGUGAGGGACCACGCAGCUUGUCAUUCCCCAGCACACACACACACACACUCACACACUCACUCUCACUCACGCACACAGCGGCUGGCGUGCCACCUUAUCUCCUACCUACUGCGUGUCCGGGGACGAUUUCACAUAUUCCUCCCGAAGGAUUUUUUUUUUUUUUUUUCCACGACGUUCAAUUAGGUGUGUGCACGCUGCUAAUGGACAUCUUGGACGGCUGCCUCUCACGUCCAUGUGUGCGUCUCUGAGAGCGCUGUGAGCGGCGGCGGCAGCGGCAGCAGCGGCACCUUGGAGGAGCAGAAGGAGGAGGAGAGGAGAGGAGAGGAGAGGAGGAGGAUUUUUUCCCCCCCUUCCCUGCCGUACCGUACCGUGUCGUGCUCAGUGGAAAUACACUCGCCUGCUCGGCGUACUAUCAAAAACGAAAGAGAGGGCAGAAGCAGAAGAAGAAGACGAAGUAGACGCAUAAGGGCUUCUUUUUUUUUUUUUUAGGUGGGGGACACCCAAGACUGUAUUUGGUGAAUUGUCAACGGGACAGGCCUGCUACAUUGGAUGUGUCUUCAGAAUGAAUCGCUCAGACUGAACUGGCGUUGUAAUCCACAUUUGAUGUUGAAAAUAGUGUGGAGGCAGCCAUGGAAGUGAAGGAACGUAGACCUUACCGCUCACUCACUGCCCGGCAGGACACAGAGCGCCGUUAUACCAGCUCCUCAGCAGAUAGCGAGGAUGGCAAACCCAACACCAAGUCCUACAGCUCCAGCGAAACACUCAAGGCCUUUGACCACGACUCCAGGAUGGCCUACGGGAGCCGCGUCAAGGAAAUGGUUCAUCACGAAGUGGACGAGUUCGGCCGGCAAGGAGCAGACUUUUCCCUUCGAAACCUUGGCUUUGGUGAGGCGCUCCCAUCCCACGUAGCCACGUACAGGACUGACAUGGGGAUGCCACACCGCGAAUACUCAGUCAGUGUGGGCUCUGACGCAGACACAGAGACAGACGGCAUCAUGUCACCGGAGCAUGCGGUCAGAUUAUGGGGCCGCAGCAACACCAAGUCAGGCCGCAGUUCGUGCCUCUCCAGCAGGGCAAACUCCAACCUAACCCUCACUGAUACUGAACAUGAGAACACAGAAAACGGUCCUCCGCAUUGUUCAUCCGCCUCCUCCUCCCCCGUUGAGCAGCUCCCAUACCCUCCCCCUUCCAUUGCAGCCAAUCAGAGCCAGGGAGGGUUGCUAGGUAACUGUGCGGCUCAGCCAGCCCAGGACUCUGACUCUGAGGAUGAGUUUGGCCCCAAUUCAUUCUUAGUUAAAACUGGCUCAGGGAACCUGUAUGCUCCUGCCACUGCAACUGCUGAUGACGGAGCCUUUCAAAACCACUCUCGGCUGCGGACGCCUCCUCUACCGCUCUCCCACUCCCACUCGCCCAAUCAUCACCAUGCAGCCUCCAUUAACUCCUUGAACAGAGGCAACUACACACCGCGGAGCAACCCGAGUCCCGCGCCCACAGACAGCUCUGUUCCCCCUGAGGGUCCAGCCAGUGGCCAAGACUCUGGCAGCGCACAGGACAACUGGCUGCUCAACAGCAACAUCCCCUUGGAAACAAGGAGCCAGAAUACUCUGAUGUAUAUUAGAGAGGAGCAAGACGCUUGCAGAGAAGGGCAGGGCUCGUACAAAACAAGAAACAUAGCAAAGCAGACAUUCCUAGAGACUUUACAGGACAACCUCAUUGAGAUGGACAUUCUGGCAUCAGCACGCCACGAUGCCUCGUACAGCGACGGGCACUUCCUGUUCAAACCAGGUGGAACAUCACCAAUGUAUUGCACGACAUCACCAGGAUACCCUUUGACCUCCAGCACAGUGUACUCCCCUCCUCCACGCCCUCUGCCUCGAAACACGUUCUCUCGACCUGCCUUCAGCCUGAAGAAACCAUAUAAGCACUGCAACUGGAAAUGUGCUGCUCUCAGUGCCAUCCUCAUCUCAGUAACGCUCCUCUUCCUGUUGGCCUACUUCAUUGCCAUGCACCUUUUUGGAUUAAACUGGCACCUGCAGCCCAUGCAGAGACAGAUGUACCAGCUGUCGGAGGACAAUACAAGUGGCCUACCUUUUCCUACUGAUCUGAGCUUGCCACCACUUGGCAACACAGGCUUGGAAAUACCUGACCGCAAGGGAAAAGAUGACAGCAAAUUGGACAGCUUGUUCCCUGAUGACAGCUAUAUAGAUAUGGGGGAGAUUGACGUGGGGCGCAAGGUCGCGCAGCAGAUUCCUCCCGGUAUCUUCUGGAGGUCCCAGGUCUUCAUUGAUCAUCCCAUGUACCUGAAGUUUAAUGUGUCCCUGAGCAAAGAUGCCUUAGUGGGAAUCUAUGGAAGGAGAGGCCUACCUCCGUCACACACACAGUUUGACUUUGUGGAGCUUUUGGAUGGGCGGCGGCUCCUGGCCCAAGACAUCCACGGUCUGGAGGGGCCUGUGGCUAUGCAGCGGAGCUUGGUACCCAUCACCACACACGACACAGGUUUUAUCCAGUACAUGGACUCAGGCAUUUGGCACCUGGCCAUCUACAACGACGGCAAAGAAACUGAAACUGUCUCGUUCCUUACAACCGCCAUAGACUCUAUUGAUGACUGUCCCAGUAACUGCUUUGGAAAUGGUGACUGUGUCGCUGGAACAUGCCACUGCUUUUUAGGAUUCAAAGGACCUGACUGUGGGCGAGCUGCGUGUCCAGUGCUAUGCAGCGGGAAUGGUCAAUACCUUAAAGGUCGCUGCAUGUGUCACAGCGGCUGGAAGGGCUCCGAGUGUGACGUUCCCACCAACCAGUGCAUUGACAUCACAUGCAGCAACCAUGGGACCUGCAUCGUGGGAACCUGUAUCUGCAACCCAGGCUACAAAGGGGAAAACUGCGAAGAAGUGGACUGCCUGGACCCAACAUGCUCUGGCCGAGGGGUAUGUGUCCAGGGAGAGUGCCACUGCUUUGUGGGGUGGGGCGGGCCAGGAUGUGAGAGCCCCAGGGCGUCCUGCAUGGACCAGUGCUCUGGACAUGGAGCUUUCCUGGCAGACGCCGGAACCUGCAGCUGUGAUCCCAGCUGGACAGGCCAUGACUGCUCUACAGAGAUUUGUGCAGCGGACUGUGGUGGCCAUGGCAUUUGUAUGUCGGGCAGCUGCCGCUGUGAAGACGGCUGGAUGGGCACUGGGUGUGACCAAAGGGCGUGUCACCCUCGCUGCAACGAACAUGGCACUUGCAAGGACGGCAAAUGUGAAUGCAGUCCAGGCUGGAACGGAGAGCACUGCACUAUUGCUCACUAUCUGGAUAAGGUAGUGAAAGAGGGCUGUCCUGGUUUGUGCAAUGGAAAUGGUAGGUGCACUCUGGGUAACAAUGGCUGGUACUGUGUGUGCCAGCUGGGCUGGAGGGGCACUGGCUGUGACACCUCUAUGGAAACUGCCUGCAGUGAUGUCAAGGACAACGAUGGAGAUGGCCUGGUGGACUGCAUGGAUCCAGACUGCUGUCUGCAGGCAACCUGUCACACCACCUCUCUGUGUGUGGGCUCCCCGGACCCCCUGGACAUCAUCCAGGAGACACAGAUGUCCUCUACACAGAGCAACUUGAGGACUUUCUAUGACCGAGUGCACUUCCUGGUGGGCAGGGACAGCACCCACAUCAUUCCUGGUGCCAACCCCUUCGAUGGAAACCACGCUUGUGUCAUUCGCGGACAAGUAGUGACUUCGGAUGGAACACCUCUGGUUGGAGUCAACAUCAGUUUCAUCAACAACCCGUCCUACGGUUACACAAUCACCCGCCAGGAUGGAAGUUUUGACUUGGUGACCAAUGGGGGCAUAGCUGUAGCCCUGCACUUUGAGCGCGCUCCAUUCAUCACCCAGGAGCAUACUCUCUGGUUGCCAUGGGGACGCUUCUUUGUCAUGGAUACCAUCGUCAUGCGACAUGAGGAGAAUGACAUCCCAAGCUGUGACCUCAGCAGCUUUACCAGGCCAAGCCCCGUGGUGUCCCCAGCUCCGCUCACUGCAUUUGCCGGCUCCUGCUUUGAAAGGCGCACCGUCGUUCCAGAAAUCCAGUCUCUACAGGAGGAAGUGCCUAUACCAGGGACGGAAAUGAAACUUGGCUACUUAAGCAGCAGGACCCCAGGUUACAAGUCAAUACUGAGGGUGACCUUGACCCACACCACGAUCCCUUUCAACCUGAUGAAGGUUCACCUCAUGGUGGCUGUGGAAGGCAGGCUGUUCAGAAAGUGGUUUCCUGCUGCUCCGAACCUCUCGUAUGACUUUGUGUGGGACAAGGCUGAUGUCUACAGCCAGAAGGUCUAUGGCUUGUCUGAAGCUUUCGUAUCUGUGGGUUUUGAGUAUGAGUCAUGUCCAGACCUUAUUCUGUGGGAGAAGAGGACUGCUGUUCUUCAGGGAUACGAAACCACUGCCUCUAAACUGGGAGGAUGGACUAUUGACAAGCACCAUGCUUUAAAUAUCCAGAGUGGUAUUCUUCAUAUGGGCAAUGGGGAGAAUGUCUUCAUCUCCCAGCAGCCUCCUGUAAUCGGCAGCGUGAUGGGGAACGGGCGCAGGCGCAGCAUCUCCUGCCCCAGCUGUAAUGGCCUCGCUGACGGAAACAAGCUGCUGGCCCCUGUGGCUCUGGCCUGUGGCUCAGAUGGAAGUCUGUACGUGGGCGACUUCAACUAUGUGAGGAGGAUUUUCACCACGGGGAACGUCACGAGCGUCCUGGAGCUCAGAAAUAAAGACUUCAGGCAUAGCAACAGCCCCGCUCAUAAGUACUACCUGGCCACCAGUCCGGUGAACGGCGCUGUGUACCUUUCGGACACCAGCAGCAGGAAGGUGUUCAAGGUUAAAUCGCUGCGCGUUGUGAAAGAUGUGGCCAAGAAUCUGGAGCUGGUGGCAGGGACCGGUGACCAGUGUCUCCCGUAUGAUGACGCUCGCUGUGGGGAUGGAGGAAAGGCUGUUGAGGCCACGCUCACCAACCCGAGAGGCAUUACGGUGGAUAAGUACGGUGUAAUCUUCUUUGUGGACGGGACCAUGAUUCGCAGGAUUGAUCAGAACGGAAUCAUCUCCACUCUUCUGGGCUUUAAUGACCUGACCUCUGCCCGACCUCUCAGCUGCGAUGCCGUGAUGGACAUCUCUCAGGUGCGGCUUGAGUGGCCCACAGACCUGGCAGUGAGUCCCAUGGAUAAUUCCCUAUAUGUUCUGGACAACAACGUAGUGCUCCAGAUCUCAGAAAACCAUCAAGUCCGUAUCGUGGCAGGCCGACCAAUGCACUGCCAAGUGCCUGGGAUUGACCAUUUCCUCAUGAGCAAAGUGGCAAUCCAUGCCACCCUGGAGUCCGCCAAUGCCCUAGCUGUGUCCCACAAUGGCAUUUUGUACAUCGCUGAGUCAGAUGAAAAGAAAAUAAACAGAGUACGACAGGUGUCCACCAAUGGAGAGAUCUCCUUGGUUGCAGGGGCACCAAGUGGCUGCGACUGCAAGAAUGACGCCAACUGUGAUUGUUACUCAGGAGAUGAAGGCUAUGCCAAGGAUGCAAAGCUCAAUGCGCCCUCUUCUCUGGCAGUGUGUCCAGAUGGAGAGCUUUAUGUUGCAGAUUUGGGAAACAUUCGCAUUCGCUAUGUGCGCAAAAACAAGCCCUAUCUGAAUCCCCUCAGCAUGUAUGAGGUGUCCUCUCCCAUUAACGAUGAACUCUAUCUGUUUGACUCUAACGGCAGCCACAUUUUCACACAAAGUCUGACUACAGGAGACCACCUCUAUAAUCUGACGUACACAGGAGCAGGAGAUCUGACCAGCAUUACUGAUAAGAACAAAAACACAGUAAUCAUCCGACGAGACACGACAGGAUUGCCUCUGUGGCUGAUGGUCCCCGAUGGACAGACAUUCUGGUUCACCAUUGGCACCAACAAUGCCCUUAAAACCGUUGCCGCCCAAGGUCAAGAACUAGCUGUAAUGACCUACCAUGGAAGCUCAGGACUUCUAGCAACUAAGACGAAUGAAAAUGGAUGGACAACCUUCUUUGAGUAUGACAGCUACGGGCGUCUGACUAACGUCACUUACCCCACGGGCCGAGUGAGCAGCUAUCGUACAGACGCCGACAGCUCGGUCCGCAUCCAGACAGAGGGCUCCAACAAAGAGGAUAUCACCGUCACCACCAACCUGUCAGCCUCUGGCACCUUCUACACCCUCAUGCAGGAUCAAGUCCGGAACAGCUAUUUCAUUGGUCUGGAUGGUUCGCUGCGGCUAGUCUUGGCCAAUGGUAUGGAGGUGUCCCUGCACACCGAGCCCCACCUACUGGCCGGCACAGUCAUCCCCACAGUCAGCAAGAGGAACGUAACCCUGGCCAUCGAUAAUGGCCUUAACUUGGUGGAGUGGAGACAGAGGAAGGAGCAGGCUCGUGGCCAGGUCACUGUGUAUGGACGCAGGUUAAGGGUUCAUAACAGGAACUUGCUAUCACUGGAUUUUGACCGAAUCACCAGGACAGAGAAGGUCUACGAUGACCACAGGAAGUUUACAUUACGGAUCCACUAUGACCAUGCUGGGCGGCCCACUCUGUGGGCACCAAGCAGUCGUCUGAAUGGUGUCAAUGUCACCUAUUCCUCUGGAGGGCAUGUGGCAGGUAUCCAAAGAGGCACCAUGUCUGUACGCAUGGAGUAUGACCAGAAUGGCAGAAUCACCUCCCAGAUUUUUGCUGAUGGCAAAUCAUGGAGCUACACUUACCUUGAGAAGUCCAUGGUCCUACUGCUCUACAGCCAGAGGCAGUAUAUCUUUGAAUUUGACAAAAAUGACCGACUGUCCUCUGUGACCAUGCCCAACGUGGCACGGCAGACACUAGAGACCUCCCGCUCCAUUGGCUACUACAGAAAUACCUACCGGCCCCCUGAAGGGAACGCUUCAGUGCUCCAAGACUACAGCGAGGACGGCCAGUUGCUGCAGACCACCUACCUGGGCACGGGCCGCAGGAUCAUCUACAAAUAUGGCAAGCUCUCCAAACUGCUGGAGAUCCUCUAUGACACCACACGCAUCGGUUUCUCCUACGAUGAGGUGGCAGGCAUGCUGAAGACGGUCAACCUGCAGAGUGAGGGCUUUACCUGCACCAUCCGCUACCGUCAGAUCGGCCCACUGAUCGACAGGCAGAUUUUCAGAUUCAGUGAAGAGGGCAUGGUCAACGCCAGAUUUGACUAUGUGUAUGACAACAGUUUCCGAGUCACUAGCAUGCAGGCUGUCAUCAAUGAAACACCGCUGCCAAUCGACUUGUACCGCUACGACGAUGUGUCCGGCAAAACAGAACAGUUCGGCAAAUUUGGAGUGAUCUAUUAUGACAUAAAUCAAAUUAUCACCACUGCAGUGAUGACCCACACCAAACAUUUUGACGCCUAUGGGCGGGUGAAGGAGGUCCAAUAUGAGAUUUUCCGCUCACUCAUGUACUGGAUGAUGGUACAGUAUGACAACAUGGGGCGAGUGGUGGCGAAGGAGCUAAAGGUCGGGCCUUAUGCCAACACCACGCGCUACACAUACGAGUAUGACGCCGAUGGUCAACUUCAGGUGGUCUCCAUCAACGACAAGCCUCUGUGGAGGUACAGCUACGACCUGAACGGCAACUUGCACCUUCUCAGUCCUGGAAACAGCGCACGCCUAACCCCGCUGCGCUAUGAUAUCAGAGACCGCAUUACUCGCUUGGGAGAUGUCCAGUACAGGAUGGACGAGGACGGUUUCCUCAAGCAGCGAGGGAACGAUUACUUUGAGUACAACUCAGCCGGCCUGCUUGUUAAGGUAUACAACAAAGUAACCGGUUGGAGCAUCAAAUACCGUUACGAUGGCCUGGGCAGGAGGGUGUCCAGCAGAAGCAGCAUGGGCCACCACCUACAGUUCUUCUAUGCUGACUUAUCCAGCCCCACUCGAGUCACCCAUAUGUACAAUCACUCCAGCUCUGAGAUCACUUCUCUAUACUAUGACCUGCAGGGACACCUGUUCGCCAUGGAGCUUAGCAGCGGGGAUGAGUUUUAUGUGGCCUGUGAUAACAUAGGCACCCCUCUAGCUGUCUUCAGUGGCUCAGGCCUCAUGAUCAAGCAGGUCCUCCACACAGCAUUCGGGGAGGUUUACCUCGACACCAACCCCAGCUUCCAGCUCAUAAUCGGCUACCAGGGAGGCCUGUAUGAGCCGCUCAGUAAACUGGUCCACAUGGGCAGACGAGACUACGACGUCCUUGCUGGCCGCUGGACAACACCCGAUCAUGACAUCUGGAAACGUCUCAACAGCCGCCGCAUUGUGCCAUUUAACUUGUACAUGUUCAAGAAUAACAAUCCUCUCAGCAACAACGAGGAGAUAAAGUGCUACAUGACUGAUGUCAACAGCUGGUUGGUGACCUUCGGCUUCCAACUGUACAACGUCAUCCCUGGCUACCGCAAACCGAACACAGAAUCCAUGGAGCCAUCCUACGAGUUAGUCCGCACCCAGAUCAAGACGCAGGAGUGGGAUAGCACCAAGUCUCUGCUUGGCGUUCAGUGUGAAGUUCAGAGGCAGCUGAAGGCCUUCGUGAAACUGGAGCGUUUCGGCCAGAUCUACAGAGCCAAAAGUGCCGGAUGUCCUCAGACAGAGGAUGAGAAGAUCUUCGCCUCCGUCGGCUCCAUCUUCGGUAAAGGGGUGAAAUUUGCUAUCAGAGGUGGUCGCAUCAGCACUGACAUCAUCAGCUUAGCCAAUGAGGACGGGCGCCGAAUGGCUGCAGUUCUGAACGACGCAUUCUACCUUGAAGACCUCCACUUCACUAUCGCUGGAAUGGACACCCACUACUUUGUCAAACUGGGCUCAGUGGAGGGAGAUCUGUCCCUCAUUGGCAUGACGGUGGGUCGGCGCACGCUAGAGACCGGCGUCAAUGUGACGGUGUCCCAGGUCAACACUGUUCUCAAUGGCAGGACUAGGCGCAUUACUGACAUUCAGCUACAGUACGGCGCACUAUGUCUGAAUACACGUUAUGGCAGCAGUGUGGACGAGGAGAAAGCCCGUGUGUUGGAGCUGGCCCGGCAGAGGUCUGUCGCCCAGGCGUGGUUCCGGGAGCGCCAGAGACUGAGGGACGGAGAGGAGGGCUCGCGAACCUGGACUGAGGGAGAGAAGCAGCAGCUCCUGGGUUCAGGGCGGGUGCAGGGCUAUGACGGCUACUACGUGGUCUCAGUUGACCAGUACCCUGAGCUGGCAGACAGUGUCAACAACAUUCAUUUCAUGAGACAGAGCGAAAUGGGCCGAAGGUGACAUGAACACGGGGCUCUGGAAUGACUGACUCACAUGUAGGACAUGGGACUUCUUGCCAAAGACAGUUGUGUACAUGACCACUUUUUUGUUUUGUUUUCGUUUUUUUGUUUUUUUUGACUGUGCUCAACUUGGUUUUUAAUAUACUGUAAAAAGAAAAAAAAAAACAUGGUUGCAAUCAGUUGCACUGUAUUAAUAGAAGAGUGCCCUUCUCCUUUUGAAGAUUCUUUAACAGUCUUUGCCCUUCAAGUGCGGCUGCUAGAGGAUGAAAAUUUGCGAUGUCUGUGACUUAUUUUUGUGACUCCAUUUCCUCGUUCCUUUUGGUGAUUCUGUUCAAAGGAAUCCAAGAGGAGUAUUGGUAAUGCAUUAUGUUCACUGGCUCACUCUGCUGCCAGACUUGCAGAUUGUUAUUCACAAGCUUGCUCCAUUCUGCCUUUUUCUGCGCCUCAGCCAAGGAGAUUCCUUCUCUUUUAAUCACUUCUUUUUUAUACUUGAAACCCUCAUAGCCCCAGUCAUCCAUAGAUAAUGAGAGAGAUUUCUGUUGGCGGGAGAGCCCUUCAUCAAAACCCCAGCUGAACUUGUCAAAGCACCUUCAUUUGUGUGAUGUCUUGUAAUUUUUUUUUUAAGAGGGGGGUUGAUACUCAUCUGUGGUCUUAGCUUGGAAGGCUUCGGUGCACCCCGACUGUGCAUGUUGACGGCCUUCUUUACGAACUACAAAAUUUGCAAAACUUGCUUAAUCAAGCUUAAAUUGUAUGGUAAAGCCAACAAAGGGAUAUGAGGUCACUUGUAACUUUUACUUUUGUGUGUGUGUUUUAUUUUUUAACCAGAUUUUUUUCUUUCCAAAGAAAGUGAAAACACAGAACAAAUUUGCUCUCUGCUCCUUUUUAUUUGACUGUGGUCAAACAACUUGAUUAUGAAAAUAGUGAAAAGCCAACCCUGUAAGAAAAUACUGUGGAAUUAAUGUCUGUAUUUAACAACAAAAGGUAUUUUACAGGAAUGGUUUUGAAUUACAUUUUAGUUUUGUUUUAUAAAUAGCUAUAUGAAUUAACAGUAUAACAAAUGUGAAUUUAAAAAAAAAAAUGUGAACUAUUGUCCCUUUUAUUGUUAAUUGUUGUACUUGAACAAUACUUAAGGGUGUUUCAACACAUGGAAUAAACUAUGAAAGGUGGUUUAGUUAAAUCAAUUACUGUGUUUUUCAUUAGACAGACUACGUUUUACUGAUCUUGAUUGCAUAUGAAAGGCAGUGUUUGUUUUUCAGUGAGCUUAAGUCAGUAUUUCCUCGCCUCAGUGUCCAGUCAAUUAAAGCAUGGGGUGAGGACAUUUUUGAAAAGUGACACUACAAAGAUUGCUAAAGAAAACAGUCUCAUCUGUGUGAUUCAUACUACAUUAACAUAUUGACUGCUGAGAUGGAUGGCAUUGUGUUGUGGUUGAGAUGAAAGAUACAAAUUGCCUUUGCCCUAAGGGCUGCCCGCAGGUCAGCAACGAAAGUGCUUUCAUUCUCCAGAAUAGGGCUCCACUUGGUCCCAUGGCUGGCUGAAAUGCAUUAGACCUGCAGGUGUACUAGUUCCCGUUUACAGACUAAAGGUCGUCUAUACACGGCAACCUUGGAAAUAACCACACGUGGACACAUUCUAGCUCCCAUAUGUCCGUUUCCUCCCCAGUGGAGACCGCAAAGGACAAUUCUGCUCAUUUGAAAAUGUCAUUAUGUGAAAAUUCAAGAGGAGUCAAGACUAUUUUGGAAAUUGUGACAUUGAUUUGACUCCUGGUACUUUUUGAACUAUGCCAAGCCACUGCACACUCUUGACUUUCUUAUCAUUUUUCCAUCAAAAUAUGAACUGUUUGUGUGUGUAGGGGUGGUGGGAGCAUGAUUGAGUGUCUCAAUCUGUACAAACGUUAAAGGAAACAGUACACGGUUAUUUUUUUUCUGCUGUUGGUUGAUUCAGUGAUGUUUUGUUUCCCAAAAGAAAAUAUGUAUGUUCAACAUUAUAUGAAUGAAGGAUAUUUGCAUUGUGGAAUAUUGCACUGAGAACUGUUGCGUCAUUAGACUGUAUCUUUUUCUAAGGUUUUGGACUCAUUUUGAGUUUUGGUUUGUUCUCAACACUGUGUUUUUAGCGCUUCUCUUUGACCAUGUAAAUACGAAGACAUCAAAGUAAGCUGUAAAUAAAAUGCAAAUGUAGAUACCUCUUAGAGCUACAUCAGUGACCCUGUGUAGUCUUAAGGUAGGAAAAAAAAAUAAAGGGAAUAUUUUGUGUUUA